AUGUAUGCUACAUCAUCUUUCUGGUUGGCUGUGGGUAUAUUCAUCACCAUGCCUUUUACCAAAACUGCAAACGUCGUUCUCGCCCGUGGUAUUAACGCCAUCUCACGCAACAGUCUUUCCAAGAAAAAUGGCCGUGGCAAGAUGAUCAAGAAGGGUGGUGACAAGAAGGUUACGGCUAUCAAGAAACCGUCUACUAGGAAGUGGUACCCGGCUGACUACAUCCCAAAGCCGCUUCCUUCGGCAAAGACCAAGCGCAACAGCGUCAAGACCGCUAAGCUGCGCAAGUCCAUUACUCCCGGCACAGUUCUCAUUCUGCUCUCGGGUCGAUUCCGUGGCAAACGUGUGGUCUUUUUGAAGCAGUUGGCUUCGGGUCUGCUGCUUGUUACUGGUCCGUACAAGGUCAACGGUGUGCCGCUUCGUCGCGUGAACCAGUCGUACGUGAUUGCCACGUCGACCAAGGUUAACAUUGAGGGCCUGGAGCUUCCUGCCAUUGACGAUGCCUACUUUGCCAAGGAGAAGUCCACUAAGCAGAGCAAGGAGGAGCAGUUUUUUGCCGAGUCGAACGCUGCCCCUGUUAUCUCAGAACAGCGCAAGAAGGACCAGAAGACUGUGGACUCGGCUUUGAUCAAGAAGCUUGACGCCGAGCCGUUCCUCAAGGCCUACUUGAAUGCUAAGUUCACGCUGACCAAGAGCGACCGUGCUCAUGCCCUCAAGUUCUAA
Molecule: messenger RNA, 720 nt
Organism: Peronospora farinosa
Lineage: Eukaryota; Oomycota; Peronosporomycetes; Peronosporales; Peronosporaceae
Source: the annotation of a GenBank genome assembly